AUGAACUCAGCUCAGCACCUGCUCCGGUCUCAGAGGGACUUGCUGCUGAGCUUGACUCUGGAUCACCCUGCUCCCUUGCUGCGUUGGCUGCGUGAUGCUGAGGUGCUUUCUCCUGCUCACUACCUGUCCCUGCUGGAGAGGUCCCCAUCCAAUGCUGUGGCCCAGGCCAUGGAGAUGGUGUGUGCCACUGAGGAGAGCAGCCAAAGGUUCCUGCAGGUGCUGAGGGAGGUGCAGGACUAUUACUGCAGAGAUCUCCAGCUCUGGGUGGAGAGACACUGCAGGGAAGGUGUCAGUAAGCCAGCGCCUGAACCUUUGAAAGUUGAAGAAAAGAAGCCUAAAGGUUUUUCUAAACUGUUCAAAGGAAAGAGCAAAGGAUUUACCCUGACUACUGAAGCAAAAGCAAAAGAACAACUGGAACCUAGCAGGAGUUUAAAGCUGGCCAACCUCCGAGUUCCUAUUUCUGCGCAUAAAACAACCCUGCUGAAACGCACAGCGCAGUUGAAGUGUUACUCAGAGGGAGAGGGAGUGGCUUCAAACUCAGCUUCUCACAUCGAGAUCCGCUACACUGACCUUUUCGUGACAGAAGAUGAUGACUUUGUAGACAGCAGCACACAUGAGUACUUUGACCUAGCGAGCAGACGGGCUCGCAUCUAUGUUCAUCAGGCUUGCCAGCGUAUACGACCAUGCCAUUUAUUGGACCCCCAAGGAACAUCAGGACGGCCCCCUAAAAGGGUUAAAGUGAAGGGUAUUGCUGGAAUCGGAAAGAGCGUAGCAGUACAGAGACUCGUCUAUGAGUGGGCGAUCGGGAAGAACAUGCGUGAAUUCACCUGCAUUUUUGACCUACGCUUCAGAGAGCUCAAUCUGAUUGAAGCUCCACUGAGCUUAUUUGAGCUGCUUGGAGAACGGUUCCGGUACCUAAAGGAAGCACUACCUGAUCUCUUCACUUCACCAAGCUCUUUGCUCUUCAUCUUGGAUGGAUUAGAUGAGUUCAAAUUCACCUUGGACUGGAACAGUCCUGACAAAAACAUUGACUUUCGCUCAAAGGUGCCAGUGUCAGAGCUGAUGGUGGCUUUAAUCAAGGGAAGCCUUCUCCCAGAGGCAUCAGUCAUUCUUCAGUUAGAGAAGGAGGAGGAGGUGCACAGCAUUGAUAUUGGAAAUGAAGGCUCUGCUUUCAUCGAGGUGCUGGUGGGGAAUUCUUCAGCUGUCAGAGAUCAGGACUAUGAGGUUCUCUUGGUUACGUCUUCCUUCAUGUCGCCCACGGAGAGUCGUAACGGCACCAACAUGAACCGAGUGCGUUUCUUCGGGCCUCAGCAGCUGCAGAAGAGCGCGACUCAGGAGAAGUGGGACAGAGUGAAAAUUGUGUGCAGCCAGCCGUACAGCAAGAACAUAGCAUACGGACUGGCCUUUGUGAAGUUUCAUUCACCGCCUGACAAAAAUGAUCCUCUUCCAACAACCUCCCCGAAACUGACAAAGCUGGGACAGUUCAGGGUGAAGGAGGAGCCUCCAUCCUCCGCUCCCAGCCUUCAACCUGGCAGUCUCUUCUUCAAUCGGGACCAUGCAACAAAGUCCACUACCUCACCGAAAGUGUCUCCUCAGAGUGAGAGGUUGAGUUACGCUGCUGCUGCGCUGCAGGCUGGCGGCUCCCACUCCUCAGGUGCCGGCCCCCCCUCCUCAGGCCCGGCUCCCUCCUCCAGCUCGGCCUCACCGCAGCCUCCAGCAAAGAGAACAUUUGAGUUCAGCAAAGAGCAAAAGCCUUCCUCCGGCCCUCCCCCGUCAAAGAAAUCCAGCCCAGCUGUCUCACCUGAGGGGAAAGCUGCGGCCCCCAAACCCAAGCCGAGCCCCGCCGGCACGCCCAGCUCCAGCACCCCGAAAGCGUCCCCGGUGCAAAAGUCUGCUGAUAAGAAUCGGGAGAGCCACUCUAAACCCGAGCCUAAACCCAAACAACCGAAAGCCAGCGCGCAGCAGGUCCCUUUCAAACGCCUCCUGGAGGGGGUCGUGUUUGUCCUCAGCGGCUUCCAAAACCCCAUGAGAGGGGAUUUGAGGGAAAAGGCUGUGGACAUGGGAGCCAAAUACAGACCUGACUGGACCCCCGACUCCACACACCUCAUCUGUGCCUUCGCUAACACCCCCAAGUACAGCCAGGUGAAAUCAGCAGGGGGCAUCAUCGUGCGGAAGGAAUGGGUUUUGGACUGCCAUAAGAAAAAACAGAAGAUCACCUAUAAACAGUAUCUGAUGGAUGGAGCAGAGUCAAGCUCAGAGAGCGAAAUGGAAGUGGAUGAACAGAGUGAAGAGGAAGUGAGGACAAAGACUCCACCAAAGCAGCAGAGACAAGUGACCCCGAAAAAGACGCCAGAGAAGAAGAAAGACGAGGAUGAGUAUGCUGGCUCAACUGAUGUGGAUGAACCAGGAAGUGGAGAUGAUGAGUCUGCCGUGGACACUGAGGACGAGCUGCAGAGGGUGGAGCACGAGAGCAGAAAGAAGAAAGCUUCAUCAGACAAGAAGGUGAAGCAGGAGGAUCCAUACGGGGGGUCCACAGAUGAAAACACAGACGCUGAGGCUGAAGAGGAUCUCCCCAUCCCUGAGCUCCCAGACUUCCUGAGAGGAAAGCACUUCUUCCUCUAUGGUAAAUUUCCCAACAACGAGAGGCGCCUUCUGCUGAGAUACAUUGUUGCCUUCAACGGGCUGAUCGAGGACUACAUGACGGAGAAGGUGCAGUUUGUGGUGACCAGUGAAGGGUGGCACGACUCCUUUGAAGACGCGCUGAUGGAGAACGGCAAUCUGAACUUUGUCAAACCCGCAUGGAUUUACGCAAUCAAUGAACGACAAAAGAUUCUGCCCUAUCAGCCCUACUCCGUUGUCCCCUGAGCAAUAUCCUGUACGUACACACACAGAUGAGCAGACACACUUAAGCUCAGUUUCCUGAACAAUGGAGCAAAGGUUUUUCUUUCUUCUGAUUUGCAGCUUCCCGAGAGACAAGCAAUAAACAAACUACAGUUCAUUAAUGCUUUUACACUUUCUACUGGCCAUCAUGAAACGGGGUCAACCCUGAUGUUCCUUGCUUUCUGCUAAGAUGGGAGAAGAAUAUUUUUAAAAUGUGGUGUGUAAUGUUAGGAUAAGGUUAAGAUUCAUUGUUAGCUUUUUAGUUCAAGGUUGUUAGUUUUAGCUUGGCCAGAAGGGAAAAUCUUCUUCAUCAGUGUCGUGUCAAGCGCUCUUUCUUUGUGGGCAAAGCACACACACUCUGAUUCCUCUGUUACUGGGAUGCAGUUUGUUGCUGCUCACCUCAAGAACCUCAGACUCUCUGGAAAUAAAUUACCCCGCCGUCCUCACUGCCAGCAGCACUGAUAACACUCUGACUUGGGUAAGCGGGGAGACCAUUAUGAAACCAGCAGUGAAAGUCAGCUGAAGAAAAGUGCCAUUUUUCCAUUGCUGCAGCUACCACAAUGCAGAAAUCAGGAAACAGUAUUCUACAACAAUAAAUAAAUUCUGGAGUUUGUUUUUCUCCUUUUAUUUUAUUAUAAGCCAUGAUUUGGAAAGUGAUGGAUUUCUCUGUGUCAAUGCUUGAUAAUGCUUGAGUUUGUGAUUUGGUUUUUGUGUCAUGUUCGUGGAAUGAAUAUUAGAAGAAAUUGAAACAGACGUCAGUGUUUCGCGUCACUCGAGAGUUCCUUAAUGCUUCAUAAGACAAGAAGAAGAGUUGUCGAGCUUACCGCCUGCUUUUCCGAAGCAAUUUAAGUCUCUUUAACUUGUUUUUGUUCUUAUGCUACUUAAUUAUUUUGUCAAAAUAAAAAAAUUGGUUUUUAAUGGAA
This is a messenger RNA of Notothenia coriiceps (black rockcod), 3803 nucleotides long. It is a transcript of the gene xrcc1, whose product is annotated as X-ray repair complementing defective repair in Chinese hamster cells 1. Gene Ontology annotation, biological process: single strand break repair; double-strand break repair via nonhomologous end joining; base-excision repair. Bases 1 to 2865 code for a protein of 954 amino acids. The record is from RefSeq and is a predicted model, not a curated record. Gene Ontology annotation, molecular function: damaged DNA binding. The transcript has 19 exons. Lineage: Eukaryota; Metazoa; Chordata; Actinopteri; Perciformes; Nototheniidae. Gene Ontology annotation, cellular component: nucleus.